CAUGCCCAAUUCGAGUCUGGGUGACGUAUCUCCAUUAGGUAGAUAGUGCUGUGACGUUGCAAGGCUUUGGCUGUAGUGGUUUCUAGCUGCAUCAAGUUGUUGACGGUCGGUAGAACGGAGGAGAACCGUGUGAAGAGGAUUCCAAACGACCUCAUUCAGGCAGGUCUUUUUAAACGGGUUUCGGAAGCAGACAGAGAGACAGACAGACCGAAUCAACAGUCUGAAUAGAAACCCAUCAGUCUCCACCAUGCACCUUUCUGAACACCAGAAGAUCUGGAACAUUUAAGACGAGAAGAGAACUAGCCAAACAUUAACUGAAAGGGUUCUAUAAAUCCAAGGGAAGGUGGGAGUGGAAAUAGACAGACCUUUCUUCUCUAUUGACUCCGAUAUGGCCAGUACUCAGACGAGUCUGAAAACCCCAUUCAAAGACCUGGCUUCGUUCAAGGGCAACAUGAAGCGACUGUACCGCGAGAGGCUAGAGGAUGCGCCAAUCAAGAAGAGGCUGAUGGCUGAGAUGAACCUGAAGCGCCGCAACCUGGAUGCCCUGCCCGCCCUGCCCCGGGCCUCCAAGGUGAAGAGGGAGGUUGUGGAGGAGCCCAGCCAGCACCAGGAGCCAGCCCGAGGCAUGGAUCGAUCUGUAGAGUUGGACAGUAGAGGGGAGCUCCAGGUAUGUGGUGCCAAAGCUCUGGAUCUCAGCCCCGGGCUGAAACACACGCUGGCAGCCUUCACCCUCAGCAGCCAGAGCUCAUUGGGGGGCCCGGCAGCCUUCUCUGCCCGUGCCGGUCAUGAAGCCUCUUCCUCCCCUGGGGUCGGCUCUGGUCCCCGCCAAGGCAUGACCCCUAUAACCUCCCCCCCGGUGCUGGGAGGGGGCCCACUGCUGGUACCCAGUGACAGCUCCACGGAGCUUAGCCACUCCUCCCUGGAGGGGGAGUCAAUUUCCUGCUUCACCGUUGGCGGGGAGAAGCGCCUUUGCCUCCCGCAGGUGCUCAACUCCGUGCUCCGCGACUUCUCCUUGCAGCAGAUCAACGCCGUGUGUGACGAGCUCUAUGUGUACUGCUCGCGCUGUGACGGCGAGCAGCUCCACAUCCUCAAGGUGCUGGGCAUUCUGCCCUUCAACGCCCCGUCCUGCGGCCUCAUCACCCUGACCGACGCCCAGCGCCUCUGCAACGCCCUGCUCCGCCCAGGCGCCGCGCUGCCUUCCGACUCCGGCGGCAAGCUGUCCGGCCAGGGGCUCCUCAAGGAAACGGAGGCCAGCUUUCAGGUGGAGCACCAGUGUCUGGGCAAAUGCCAGGGCCUGUUUGUGCCCCAGUUCUAUGCCCAGCCCGAGGCGCCCUGCAUUCAGUGCGUCGAGUGCCAGCUGCUCUUCUCGCCGCAGAAGUUCGUGAUGCACUCUCACAGGUCACCGGACAAGAGGACCUGUCACUGGGGCUUUGACUCGGCCAAGUGGCCGUACUACCUGCAGCUGGGGAGGAAGUAUCUGGGUACCGCAGAGGAGCCGCGGCUCAAACAGCUACUGGAGGACAUGAAGGACAAGUUCCACUACAACAGGACCAGCGAUAAGAAGGUGGAUGAUGAAGACCGGGACGAGGACAGCCAGGUGAGGAGGUCGCCAUCUCCUGAUCCUCUGGUGUCUCCGAACAGCAAACUGGUUGACAGCAGCAGAACAACCAAGGCUGAAACCAACGCCACUCUGGUGUUCAACCGUCUGUUCCCUCCCAUCAAGGAAGAGCCGGGCCACGCCCCCAUGGUCCAUCCCAGUUACUUCCUGUAUACGUAUGAUAAGAUGGUGGCCCCAAAUGUUUCUCUGAGAGGUCAGCCAGAGGUCAGCCCCGAGGUUCUGGGUGCGCUGCUCAAACAUCACUACAGCAGAAGACUGACCCAUGACCAUGAUGAAGCUGCUCUGGAUCUCCACGCCUCACCCCCUGCUCCUCCUGGAGUCCACCAGGCCAAGUCUCAGCAACGAGUGUUUGCUGACCGGGAGCGCCAGCAGCCAGUUUCCAUGGAGACCAGCCCCUGCAACAAGAGUUGUUCUGCGGUAGCAGUUCCCACGGUGAUAGCGGCGGUAGAUCCAGCAGCAGCGUCACUGGAAAGUAAAGAUGUUCUGUCUUCAGGCUGUGAGGACGAUAAAGACAGGAUCGUAGUGGAGAUCGUUCAGAUGUACAGCCGACAGCAGGAGAAGCUGCACUCCACCCUGCACAAACAGCUACAGCUAGAGAUGGAGUUGGAGGCGCUGCGUGGAGGCGAGGCGGCACGGCUGCAGCAGCUGUCUGCAGAGCAGUGUGCACUGCAGAGUGAACUGGAGGCAGUCCACACUGAGCAUGCUCAGAGACUGGGGCAGGUGAGGGAGGAGCAGAGGGACCUGGAGAACCGGCUGGAACAGUUGCGGCAGCAGAGCUGUGUGUGUAACAACGACACACACACACACCAGGAGGCGCACUACGCUAACCAGUUGGCGGAGCUGCGUGGGAGGUUGGACCGGGCAGAGGCUGACAGGGAGGAGCUCCAGGAGGAGCUGAGGAGGGAGCGGGACGCCCGGGAGGCGCUGGAGAGGAUCAUCUCUCAGCUUAAACAGCAGAUGGCCCAGACAGCCCCCCGUUCCUCUGCCUCCUCCGUCACUACACAGAGCCCCUCCCCACCCCCCACCCCCUCCACACACACCCCAAACUCGGAGGGACACGUCACAGGUCCUGAGCUGCCGAACAGCCAGAAGUAACCCCGUCACCAAAUGCCCCCACCUUCCUCUAUUA
This is a messenger RNA of Esox lucius (northern pike), 2747 nucleotides long. It is a transcript of the gene skila, whose product is annotated as SKI-like proto-oncogene a. Gene Ontology annotation, molecular function: RNA polymerase II cis-regulatory region sequence-specific DNA binding; DNA-binding transcription factor activity, RNA polymerase II-specific; SMAD binding. Gene Ontology annotation, cellular component: nucleus. Gene Ontology annotation, biological process: negative regulation of BMP signaling pathway. The transcript has 8 exons. The record is from RefSeq and is a predicted model, not a curated record. Lineage: Eukaryota; Metazoa; Chordata; Actinopteri; Esociformes; Esocidae. The coding region runs from base 389 to 2713 and encodes 774 amino acids.